AUGGAGUCGUCAGGACAGACGGAUCGGAGUUCUCGUGAACGGAGGGAGGACGAGGCCACUCCGAGUGCAUCCGACGUCAGGGCAGGGAGAGAGGCGGACUUUCUCUUGCAGCGCCAGCAACAGCAACAGCAGGAAGAGGAGGAAAAACCACGGGAUCGCCAUGAAACAGACGCCCCGGGGAGCGAUGAGGAGGGAGAGGAAUCGUCAUCAUGCGAAGACGAAUGUAAAGAGGACAAUGACGACGCCAGUGUUGUGGACGGCGAAGACGAAGAAGAGGAAGAGACAACUCCAUUCGCCACAGACGAGGAGGCCAACGAGGCACGUGCAGUUGGCAUUGCUCACUACAACAAUCACCGCUACGAGGAUGCGCUGGACAUUCAAUAUCGAGUUGUUCGACAUUUUGAGAAAAAGUACGGUGCAACCGCCCCCAUUUGCGGGGUGUACUUUCUUGACUACGGCCUUUCUCAGCUGCGUGUCCUGCAGUCCAAGAGCACCGUGGAGGCGGCGUUGCAGCCACUUGAUCAAGAUGCUCUUGAAGCGUGUUUUAUCAACCUUGAUGUUGCCCGUGUAUGCUUUCAGAAACAAGAACAGGAACGGGGGGAGGAGGAUAUUGAGGUGCAGCUCCACCUUGCCGAGGUGCACAACAGCAUUGCGCAGCUUCAGGUGGAACGCGAGGACUUUGACAGUGCGCUGAAGGAGUACGAGAGUGAGUUGAUGACAUACCGCUUUAUUCAAGAAGAGGCACCGCAAAUGCUUCCAUACCGUAGACUUGCCGCCGUGCUGUAUGGCAUUGCGGAUUGCUACAUGAAGGAAGGGGAUUUCGAAGGGGCUGAGGAGCGUUUUCAAGCGGCGCUGGAUGAGUUGGCAUCAUUUCCCGCCGAUGCGAUUCCUGCGGAGCUUGUGAAGGAGCUGGAGGAGCUGCGGGAGGACGCGCGGGAGAUGAAGGGUGGCAAGUAUAAGGAGCUGCAGGAAUGCAUCCAGGCCCAGUUUGCCGUGAAGGAGGCAGAGGAAUUGCCGACGGUGCAGGAGUUUUACGGUGAAGACGCGGGGAAUGAGGAGGGGGGCCGCAAGACUCAUCCGUAUGUCUCGCGCCUGCCGGGGGAGCCGGAGUACUCGGCACUCUCGAUGCCGCAGUCCUUGACAAACCCCGUGCAGUGGAAUGAGCACAGCAACAGCAUGUCGCUUUCGCUAUUUCCUCCCCAAGUGAACGGCCGCGGCUCGGAGACGUCGAACAGUCAGCCGGUGCAUCAUGUCGUGGCGCGGCGGAAGCCCAAACAGCCCAUGAGUCAACAACAACAACAGCCGGGGGAGCGAGGUGGGGCGAGUAGCAUCGGUGAGCCAGAGGCAAAACGGGCUCGAACGGAGUCCUGCAGCUAG
Molecule: messenger RNA, 1377 nt
Organism: Trypanosoma cruzi
Lineage: Eukaryota; Euglenozoa; Kinetoplastea; Trypanosomatida; Trypanosomatidae
Exons: 1
Coding region: 1-1377 (458 amino acids)
Biological process (GO): DNA replication-dependent chromatin assembly; CENP-A containing chromatin assembly
Cellular component (GO): nucleoplasm
Molecular function (GO): histone binding
Source: RefSeq, a predicted model, not a curated record